AUGUCUUUCAUGAAGAAGCGCAGCGAAACCUGGCCCAAGGAGGACCUGCACCCGUUUCUGUACACUCAUUGUUGGUGGCACCUGGCUCUCUUGUACACAGAAAGUCGCAACUUCGAGCCUGCGCUUGCCAUCUUUGACGAGCGACUCUGGCCGGAAGGCCCAGAAGGUGUGGCCCAAGGCGGCGAUCCUCAGGUGCAGCUGAACGCUCUGAAUUUGCUCUGGCGGCUGGAAACACGGCAGCAGGCCGAGGCAGCUGAGCCACGUUGGCGGCGCGUACUGCAGGGCUGCAAGGGCCUCUCGUUGCCGAAGGACGGGUCCAAGGGUACUCUGCAGCAUUGCGACCUGUUGUUGGACAUUCUUUUGAUCCGUGGGCUCUGUGUCGGUGCCAUGGAGGACGCCAAGCCCCUGGAUGAGCUUCUCACGGCCGUCAACAAGCACUCCGAGGAGAUGGCGGCAGGGCCCGGUGGUGCUGGUGGGCGUGCAGAAGCAUACAGGGACAUUGCGCAGUCCGUAGCAGAUCUUUUCCGCUCCGACCUGGCCUCUGCGGAGACGGCAGAGAAGCGAUCGAAGGCGCGCAACUGCAUCCUGGAGCUGAAGCCUCACUGGGGCUGUCUCGGAGGAAGCGAAGAGCAGCGAGGAAUCCUCCUCGAGGCUGUGAAAGGACCGGUAGUGUGCGGAAACCCGCAGGAAGAGGGCAGCAGCAAUGGCGGCUGUUACCUCCUGUAG
Molecule: messenger RNA, 726 nt
Organism: Symbiodinium necroappetens
Lineage: Eukaryota; Dinophyceae; Suessiales; Symbiodiniaceae
Source: the annotation of a GenBank genome assembly